Papaver somniferum (opium poppy) is the source of this 858-nucleotide messenger RNA. RefSeq lists its product as uncharacterized. The coding region runs from base 1 to 858 and encodes 285 amino acids. NCBI's taxonomy places the organism in Eukaryota, Viridiplantae, Streptophyta, Magnoliopsida, Ranunculales, Papaveraceae. The record is from RefSeq and is a predicted model, not a curated record. The transcript is spliced from 2 exons.
AUGAUUAGUGUUGGAGCAGAUGGUGUGGUUAAGGAUUUGGCACUGGAGCUGGGUUGUAAAGUGGAGCAGUUGCCUAUAAAGUAUUUGGGUUUACCACUAGGUGCAACUGCAAGAUGUGCAUCUGUGUGGGAUGAGGUGGUGCAGAGAAUGGAGGUUAAAUUAGCUUCAUGGAAAAAAAAGGAACAUUUGUCUUUCAAUAUAAAUAAUGGUAAAUCUUUAAGAUUUUGGCAGGAUAAUUGGACUUCAGGAGGUAUUUUAAAAGAAAGAUUUCCUGCAAGUUACAAGGCUUGCAAUACUAAGUUGGCUUCAGUGGAGGAGAUGAUACAGAAUGGCAGACUGCAUUACAGUUCAAGAAGAAAUCUGUCAGCAAUGGAACAGUUGGAGUGGGAUUUACUUUGUAAUGAAAUGGGACAUGUGCAUGGUUUGAAUGAAGAGGAAGAUACUGUUGAGUUCUUGGGAGGUUUCUCAGUUAAGAAGUGUUAUGAAUUACAAGUGCAGGAUGAUCCAGUUGGAGAUUUUAACAAGUUUCUAUGGAAGAAACGUGUUCCACCAAAGGUCAGUUUUAUGCUAUGGGAUUACUUUCAUGAUUCUCUACCUACACUAACAAUGUUAAGGCAUAGAGGAAUGGACCUGCAGUCUGUGAAUUGUGUUUUCUGCAAUGCUGAAGUUGAGACAACAGAUCACAUGUUUCUGCAUUGUGAUUAUGCUUUCAAAGUUUGGUCAAAAUUCUUAGAGGGAUUUGGAAUUGAUUGGGUUGCUUCUGUUACUGUUUGGAGACUUUUUGAAGCUUGGAAAUUGAACAAUGUUCAAGGUAGGGGUAGGGAGAUAUGGUGGAAACUUAUCUAUGCUGUUUUAUAG